This is a messenger RNA of Nicrophorus vespilloides, 1083 nucleotides long. RefSeq names its product RNA-binding protein Rsf1 (gene Rsf1). NCBI's taxonomy places the organism in Eukaryota, Metazoa, Arthropoda, Insecta, Coleoptera, Silphidae. The record is from RefSeq and is a predicted model, not a curated record. The coding region runs from base 113 to 730 and encodes 205 amino acids. The transcript has 2 exons. Gene Ontology annotation, cellular component: nuclear speck. Gene Ontology annotation, biological process: mRNA splicing, via spliceosome. Gene Ontology annotation, molecular function: RNA binding.
CAAGAAGUGUAUUAAUCGAUCGGCAUUCUACGCCAUUUUGCAUCGAAAGCGUCGUAUAUAAUAAAGCUCCGUUCUACGAUCUUCGCAACGAAAUUUGGAACAUCUAGCGACUAUGGGUGAGCGAGACAGCGACAAGGGCACUCGCGUAUUUGUGGGAGGGCUCACCGAAACAAUCAAGAAGGAAGAUUUGGAAGGUGAGUUUGAGAAGUAUGGAAAACUCAACUCCGUCUGGGUGGCAUUUAAUCCACCUGGCUUUGCCUUCAUUGAGUUCUGCAGUCAUGGUGAUGCAGAGACUGCCUGUGACAACUUGAAUGGCUCAGAUUUCCUCGGCUCCAAAUUGAGAGUUGAGAUAGCAAGAGGCUCUGGCAGACGUGGUGGAUUUAGAGGGGCACGAGGAGCUCGUAGAGGAUCAACUGGCAGAGGAGGAAAUGGUGGUGGUAGUUUUAGAAGCUAUAGUAAUGAACGUGGAAGUACUAGCUUCAGAGGUGCUCGUGGAACAAGAGGAUCAAGAGGUGGAGGAAGAUAUGAUGAUUAUGGUGCAAGGGAAGAGAGAAGUAGUUAUGGCAGCAGAGAUUACAACAGUCGAAAUGGUGACAGCUUGAGAAGAGGAAGUAGAGAAACAUUCAGGGCCAGAGGAACUACAACCAGCAGCAGUGGUGGUGGUGGUGGCGCACGAAGAUUUGACAGCAAUUCACGCUUCCGCUCAAGAUCUCCAGUACCAAGACGUUAAAGAUAAGAAGAUGAAGAAUAAACAAUGCAAACUUACUAACCAGUAUUUGCACUAAUUGACUGAUUUUAUCUUGUAUAUUUAUCUUCAGUGUAAUUACACCAAUAUCGAUUUAUUAUUAUGGAUAUUACUUUAAGUUUCAAACAGAAAAUUUAAUUUUUGUAUCUAAUUUAUUUUUAUUUAUAUUCUAACUUGAGUAAGAAUCUCUGUAGUACAAAAAUUAUAAUGAGUGAACCCAAAUAGAUAUUUAAAUUGAAUAACAUUAGUGCAUACAAUCAAUUGAUCAAACAGCAAUACUUAGGAGAUUAUGCACCCCAAUGAUGCAUAAAAAUGUUUCAAUAAAAGUUUGAAAAUUC